UUUGCAGCUGCCCACUUUUGUUACGGCCAUUAAAAUUGUAUUGAUAUCUUGGUGAUCUCUGGCUAAAAUACACCACAAAAUGCCUGGAUCGGGUGGCAAAACAUUGAAGAAAGAGUACCUUGAUCCGUCGACUACUUCACAGGAUUCUCAGCCAUCCCCUCUGGCCCUCCUCGCAGCAACCUGUAGCAAAAUUGGCGACCCUCAACGCGAUAAAACAGCCGCAGCUCAACCACAGCAGCAGAUACGUUAUGUUCAACAACAUCAAUAUGUCCAGACGUCCACAGGAGAGUUCCAGCUGCAACAGCAAAUGGUCCCAGUUGCCCAAGUUUCAGAGCCUACAAAGAAUCAAUCUCAAGCUGCCCAACCGUGUGCCCAACAAAUUCCUCAAUCUGCUCAAAUUAUACAAUCCUCCCAGUUGGUGAAUCCAUUUAAUUUCCUUCCUCAACAAGCAGUCCAAACUGUGAAACUUGACAAUGGCAUUGAGGCGAUCGUAAUCCCACAAACUCCGACACCAAUGAUGACACCUACAACUCCCCAAGUUCUGACAUCCCCUAGUCAGCAACCAAUGGGAGCUCAAGCACAGCUUGUUCAAACGCCUCAAGGAUUGGUAAUUGCUCCUUCAGCUCAGAUUGGACAAGCAGGACAGAUCAUACAGAAUGUACCGAAUGUGCAAGGAAUACAAAUGAUGGGGGUACAACAAGGACUCCAGGGGAAUAUGAUAGCACUGGCUCAGAACCCACAAAACUUUAUGCAAACAUUACAGAUGAUGCCUCAACAAGUCCAGCAGAUGGUUUCAAUACAGAUCCCAGUCUCUACUGCAAAUGGACAAACAAUUUUGCAGAGUGCGCAGAUUCCUCUCUCGGCAUUACAGCCACAAACCCCAAUGACUCCAAUGCAAGGGGGCUUUCAAGGUCUUAUUCCUCAAGUUGCGCAACAGGUUGUGCAAUUAACUCCACAACCUCAGCAGGUUGUGCAAGCCUCUACUGAGAUCACACAACCAAGCACAACCCAAAGUUGCACAACCCAAAGCAGCCCACCAAAUGAAAGCACAACCACUGGUUCAACCACACCACCAUUACAAACUAUCCAACAGCAGCCUUAUCCCUUGCAACUUUUUGCAUCACCAACUGGAGCAAAACCUGGACAGUUGGUCAUAUCCAGCCUUGCUACACAGCUGGCACAGCUACCAGGUACCCCUAUCAACAUACAGGGAUCCCAGUUGGGUUCACAAGGGUUUACAAACAUCAACCAGGUUCAAACUCCAGGAAAGCCAAGCACAGCUGUUACACAGUCAGCUACAUCAGUUGUUGGAACCCUUCCUCAGAGUAUUGUUAGUUCAUCAGUAAACAGUUCUGUGAGUCAGCAGCUCACACAACAGUCUUCACAAGUAGCACCCCAGGUGACCCAAACAGCCAAAUCCAAAGGGAAUCUUGGGCAACUUCAAACCCGGCAACAAACAAGUGUGACACAGGGGCAAAAAACAAAUGUAGUUCAGGAGCAACAAGAGAAUGUAGGCCAGGGGCAACAAGCAAAUGUAGGCCAGGGGCAACAAGUGAAUGUAGGCCAGGGGCAACAUGUCAAUGUAAGCCAAGGACAUCAAGCAAAUGUAGUCCAGGGGCAGCAAUCAAAUAUAAUUCAGGGACAACAAGCAAAUGUAGGCCAGGGGCAACAAGUGAAUGUAGUUCAGGGGCAGCAAGGAAAUGUAGUCCAGGGGCAGCAAGGAAAUGCAGUCCAGGGGCAGCAAGGAAAUGUAGUUCAGGGGCAGCAAGUGAGUACAGUCCAGGGGCAGCAACCAGGUAUAGUCCAGGGGCAGCAACAAGUAACUAUAGUCCAAGGCCCACAGGGUCAACAAAUAAUCCAACAAGCAGUUACCCCUGCCCAAAUCCAGCCUGGAACUCCUAACCAGUUUAACUUCAAUCAUAAUAUGCUGGCUCAGAAUCCCCUAAUGCAGGCCAUAGGGGGGCAGAGCUUUGCCCAGUUUCAACCAAUGAGCCCCUUUAUUCAACCAAUCAAUAUAUCACAAAAUGGUAAAAUUCAGACUGUGCAGCAGAUAUCUUACCCUAACAUACAAAAUCAGGUGUCAGGCCUACAAGGGAUCCAGUCCAUACCUGGCACUCCCCAGCCAACACAUUUCAUCAACACAAAUGGACAGAUUGUGAGUUUACCUGUCGCUGCAACUCCAGGGACACCAGCCACUGCAGCAGUUCCACAAUGGAGUCCUGGAUCUCAAGGGAAUGUUAAAAGUACAGUUGUGACUACACCCCAGACUCCCCAGUCUGCAGCCUGGCCCUCAUCAACUCAGCAAGUGUCUAUGCAGUAUGGGCAGCAAGAGAUUCAACUACAACAACUUCAACAAGAUCCUAAUGAUCCCACUAAAUGGACAAUUGUUACAAAUCCUAAAUCUCCUGAUGAUACCGCAGAUCAGAGUGAACCUCCCGAGACACCAUCCCAAGUGAUAAGUGCUGAUAUCACACCAGGCCGACGUCUGCGACGUGUAGCUUGUACUUGUCCCAACUGUAGAGAUCCAGAUGGAAAUUAUAUAAAUAAAGAAAACAAGAAAAAGCAACAUAUUUGCCACAUUCAAGGAUGUAAUAAGUUGUAUGGGAAAACGUCACAUCUACGAGCCCAUCUUAGAUGGCAUAGUGGUGAGAGGCCAUUUGUGUGUAGCUGGUUGUUUUGUGCUAAAAGAUUCACUAGGUCUGAUGAGUUGCAGAGACAUAGACGAACACACACAGGUGAGAAGAGGUUUGAAUGUCCCCAGUGCAAUAAGAAGUUUAUGAGGAGUGAUCACUUGUCAAAACAUGUCAAGACACAUCGCAGCACAUCAGAAGGAGCAUAUGAUACGAGUGUGGCGCUUAAAGAAGAGGCAAUGACUCUUGGUCUUGUUGCUGAUGUACCCUCCACUUCGAAUGAUGAGACUUCAGAUGGAACAACCAAUCAGAAAACAGAGGAAAUUCAAUCUAUGACAUAUUAGCAGCCAGUGGUGAUCCAUUCAAAUGUCGCCUGAUAUGUGACUGUAAGUGUCGCAAAUAAGGAUGUACACAUAUUUGUCAUACACUAAAAUGACAGAUAAUUUUCACUUGAUCUGAAGAUUAUCCCAGGACAAGAAAA
Molecule: messenger RNA, 3111 nt
Organism: Owenia fusiformis
Lineage: Eukaryota; Metazoa; Annelida; Polychaeta; Sabellida; Oweniidae
Source: the annotation of a GenBank genome assembly